Molecule: messenger RNA, 1733 nt
Organism: Tilletiopsis washingtonensis
Lineage: Eukaryota; Fungi; Basidiomycota; Exobasidiomycetes; Entylomatales
Product: seven-hairpin glycosidase
Exons: 9
Biological process (GO): N-glycan processing; carbohydrate metabolic process
Cellular component (GO): endoplasmic reticulum; Golgi membrane
Molecular function (GO): calcium ion binding; mannosyl-oligosaccharide 1,2-alpha-mannosidase activity
Source: RefSeq, a predicted model, not a curated record
CCAUGAAGAAGGCAUCGCUCGUUGCGCUGCUCGUCGCCCUCGUCUCGUGCGCGCAGGGCACCACCGUGCAGGCUCCCAAUUUGAGCGCACAGCCUGAUCGUGCCAACGCUGUGAAGGCGGCCUAUGUCAAGAGCUACAAUGCUUACCUGCAAUACGCCGAGGGCUCUGAUGAGCUGCUGCCGCUAUCUCGCAAAGGCGACGGCGGCUUCGGCAACUGGGCCGCAACAGCCAUCGAUGCGCUGAGCACGCACCACCUCAUGGGUCUCAGCGACCUCUUCUCGCGCAGCGUCGCGUUCGCCGAGAAGGUCGACUUCAGCCGCACGACGCAGUCAAGCAUCAGCAUCUUCGAGACUACGAUUCGAUACGUCGGUGCUCUGCUCUCAGCCUAUGAGCUCGACGGAAAGCGCAAUGUCAAGCUGGUGCAGCAGGCUCAGGUGAUCGGCGAUCACCUGCUGCGAGGAUGGACGGACAACCACGAUUUGCCGUACAACACGCUGCGCGACUGGAACAACUUUGGAGGCCCGCAGACUGAUGGUGCCAUCAUCGCCGAGACUGGCACACUGGUCAUUGAGCUCGAUCGCCUCUCAAAGUUCUCGGGCAACAACACGUACCGAGAGUUUGGAGUGCGCGCGAUGCGCGCUACCGUCGAGUCGAAGCAGAGCCUUCCGGAUGGCCUGUACGGCCAGCAAAUUGACCCAGAGACGGGCGAGGGCUCGAACCUCAUGACGUGGGGCGGAGGCAGUGACUCCUUCUUCGAAUACAUGAUCAAGUACGCACAGCUCAUUGGCCGUCCGAAUGAUAUCUGGGCGCCGGCAUGGAUCAAGACCGUCAAGGCUUCCAUCCAGCAUCUCAUCACGCGCGCCGGCGGCACGUCCAAGCAGCUCACCUACCUGACCGACUACACCACCUCUUCCGGUCAGAUUCCGCGCUGGUCUCACCUCGGAUGCUUUGCAGGCGGCAACUGGAUCCUCGGUGGCCGCCUGCUGCGGAACGAUGGCAUCGUCCAGUACGGUCUUGAGCUUGCUGAGAGCUGCAUCAACACGUACACCAGCAGCGCGUCGGGCAUCGGCCCCGAGUCGUUUGUCUUCAAGACGCAGAGCGGCUCAAGCAAUGGCGUCACGAUCAACGACCCAGCCGGCUACUACGCCCGAGGCUUCGACUACGACAGUCCUGCGUAUAUUCUGAGGCCCGAGGUGCUCGAGUCCGUCUUCUACGCCUACCGCGCCACGGGCGAUACGCGCUGGCAAAAUCUGGCGUGGACGGCGUUCCAGGCGCUGCGGAAGCACUGCGAGAGUGGCAGCGGUGCCUGGGCCUCCAUCAACGACAUACGCAAGACGAACACGGAGCAGAUCGACAACAGCGAAAGCUUUGUGUAUGCCGAGACCCUCAAGUAUCUCUUCUUGACGUUCGCGGAUCCGGAUAUUGUCUCGCUGGACACGCACGUUUUCAACACCGAAGGCCAUCCGUUCCAGAUCGAUGAUCCGGACGCCGACUUCACCUCACUGCCCGUCGGCACGUUGCCCACGCCCUCCGGCUCAGCCAAGGGCAGCUCUCGCACCGCAGAGGACGUGCCGGCGCCGCUGCUCAGCGGCCUGCCCGCGGGCCUUCGGCUCUUGCAGAGCGUCGCGGAGGGCGUGCAGAAAGUGCUGGGCCGCGACGAGCCUGCCGCUCCGGCGCCUGCGUCCGGGCCUGCCGGCAUGCAUCGCCGUCGUAGCCCUGCCGCUUUCUUCUAG